Pundamilia nyererei is the source of this 1080-nucleotide messenger RNA. It is a transcript of the gene eif3f, whose product is annotated as eukaryotic translation initiation factor 3, subunit F. Gene Ontology annotation, cellular component: eukaryotic translation initiation factor 3 complex, eIF3m. Lineage: Eukaryota; Metazoa; Chordata; Actinopteri; Cichliformes; Cichlidae. The transcript is spliced from 8 exons. The record is from RefSeq and is a predicted model, not a curated record. The coding region runs from base 67 to 888 and encodes 273 amino acids. Gene Ontology annotation, biological process: translational initiation. Gene Ontology annotation, molecular function: translation initiation factor activity; metallopeptidase activity; translation initiation factor binding.
CAUGACGCCGGUAAUCAGUUGGUCUCUUCAGGCAGUGUGAUCAGUAGUCUGCCCUCCUUUUCCAAGAUGUCGGUGUUCGGGCCAGUUGUGAAAAUUCAUCCCGUCGUUCUCGCUUCUAUCUGCGACUCUUACGAGCGAAGAAAUGAGGGAGCGAGUCGUGUGAUUGGAACCCUUUUGGGUACUAUUGACAAGCACUCUAUCGAGGUGACCAACUGCUUCUCUGUCCCUCACAAUGAAUCUGAAGAUGAGGUUGCUGUGGACAUGGAGUUUGCCAAGAACAUGUAUGAGCUUCACAAGAGGGUUUCACCUACAGAGGUCAUCAUCGGAUGGUAUGCCACAGGCUUUGAUAUCACAGAACAUUCAGUGCUCAUCCACGAGUACUACAGCCGUGAGGCCUCUAAUCCCAUUCACCUGACCGUGGACACGGCACUGCAGAGUGGCAAAAUGAACAUCCGCGCCUACGUCAGUGCGCAGAUGGGUGUGCCAGGAAAGACAGUUGGUGUGAUGUUCACCCCACUGUCUGUCAAGUAUGUGUACUAUGACACUGAGAGGAUAGGCGUGGACCUGCUACAGCGAACACGUGUGACCCCCAGUCGUACCAAGGGGCUGACCUCUGACCUGUCUCAGGUUGGUGGUGCUGCAGCCAGGGUACAGGACAUGUUGACCACAGUGCUGGCAUACAUUGAGGAUGUGCUGUCUGGCAAGGUGACAGCAGACAACAGCGUGGGCCGUUUCCUGAUGGAUCUGGUAAACAAAGUGCCCACUAUCUCACCUGAGGACUUUGAGAACAUGCUCAAUUCCAACAUCAAUGACCUGUUGAUGGUGACCUACCUGUCCAACCUCACCCAAGCACAGAUUGCUCUCAAUGAGAAGCUGGUGCUGCUCUGAGAGGGUUUCUUUGAAGUCAUUCAUAUUUAAUUUUUGUACCUUUUUUUUUUUUUUUUUUUGGCUGAUAUGAAAAUAAAGAUGUUAAACAGUCACAAAGUGUUCAUUCCCUGUGGUAAGAUGGUAAUUAAAUUUAAGGCUGCUUGGUUUGUCACAAGUAGCUAAUGAACAUUAAAGGAAGGAUCAUACUGCUAA